UCGCCAAUUUGACGUCACAGUCGAUAAUCAAUUUUAGGGAAAUUGACAAUUUAAUGUAUUAGAAUCCAAAUCUCGCUCUCAUACAAAGUGGUGAUGAACAUAUUCUAGCAUUAGAUGGAUGAAAAGGCUGGUAGCUCACUCGAGAGAGUAGAUUUGCUGGAAGAGGGCCAUGGUAACAAUCAGAAAGAAGGGAAUGGUGACAAAAGAUAUGGACUGCUGAAAAAGAGGAAGUCAAGUGACGACAAAGAGGACGCUAAUUCGGACGCUAGACUCGGACGUCUUGGGCGUUGGCUUAUCAAAUCAAAGCAUGUUCCAAACCUGGCCUUACGAUUGGACGGGCCAGACCAGUCACGUGAUCAAGAAGAAGAGGAAUGCUCCCAGGAUUCCCCGCGCCCCUCUCAACAACAAGCAGAGGGAGACUCUCUAAGGCCAUGCGGGGGUUCUCUGAACCUCGCCUCACAAUAUGACAACACUGAGGGGAGUCCCCAAGACGAGAUAAGAUGCUCUUCUAAGCGUAGACGUUCACCUAGCCCGAGGGGAGGAGGGGUAAGGAUUCAAUCUGAAGAAUGCAAAGAAGAACCAGAGCAACUAGGCAGUGAAAUGAAGGAACUAAGGGGCGAGUCUCCGCACAUGCGCAGUUGCUCGGAUGAUCAUAACGAAGACGAGUGGUGGUCAGAGCGAAGGAAUGGCGGGAAAUGGGCAAAUUAUGUGCUCAAGCUACCACACUACUUGUUGUGUGACCCAGGACGUAUGGAGAGGGUAUUUAUACAAGCCAAUCAGCGAACAACGGAGUUUCCCACUAAGCCUAUCAACUCAUACGCGCUUGCGCAGUCGCUACUAGAGUACGUGAUGGUCGACCCAGACCCCGAGUCAGAAGAAGUGUCAGUAGAACUACCACGUGUGAAGAGCGCAUGCGUGCUAGAGACACACCCGUGCGCUGUAGUCAUGGAAACACCAGCACCAUUCCCAAAGAUCCACUAUUUUCAGAUUGAAGGCAGUCACAAAUGGAUGGACGAAGAAAUGCCACCAACCUUCCCGAACACUAUUAUGGGCCUAUCAAGCAGGAUUUUUGGUAAACGGAUGAGCCGCGAGGAGUACGAAGACGAAGAUUCUGUUUCGCCCUUCCGAGAGGAAUACGACAGUGAUUUUAGCGAGUGCGAUUGUUGAGGAAACCCCGACAAAAAAGAAAAAAGGGAAAUAGCCCACGAUAGCCACUAUAUUCCAAGCGACAGAGAAUGUCAAUCAUAUAAUUAACAAAUAAAAAUGUUGGCCGAAAUA
This is a messenger RNA of Nematostella vectensis (starlet sea anemone), 1278 nucleotides long. RefSeq lists its product as uncharacterized. The transcript has 6 exons. Lineage: Eukaryota; Metazoa; Cnidaria; Anthozoa; Actiniaria; Edwardsiidae. The coding region runs from base 115 to 1167 and encodes 350 amino acids. The record is from RefSeq and is a predicted model, not a curated record.